CGUAUGCCUGCAAAUUAGAAACAACUGCACGUUUGACACCGUGUAUCAUGGCUUUGUCUCAGUGCUUAGAUGAUUUCCCCGGCCCAGUCCACAGAAUGUACCAGUUUAAGAAUGACUUUAACCCGCAGGAGCUUUACAAUGAAACGCACAGGCUGGCGCUGGAGGAAUUGAUAUCGGGUGGGAGAGAUGGCUUUUUAGAGUUUUUAAAAAAAGAGAAGAUCCCUAAUUUCCUUUCCGACGAUGAAAUAAGACGGAUAGUCCACUCUGCCGAUGUACCCAAAUGGGUGUCUCUCGCCGGGGACGCUGGGGGCCUGGAACAGUCGAUAACUAGCUCUCUUGACUGCUCCUCCGUCACCUACUUCCCGGAGGUCUCGGACAUAGAACCGCCCCACCUGGAGAUCGGCUGGCCGGCUUUCACGGGCAACUCUUACAGAGGAGUCACCCGGGCUGUGGCUCACUUUCAGCCCAGCUACGGGGAGUGCAUUUACAGCUGCAAGGAAGCGGCGAGGAGAAUGAUCAAAAGUGCGAAAGAGGUCAUUGCCUUGGUAACGGACUCUCUCACAGACUUGGACAUCUUUAAGGACCUCCAGGAGGCCUGUACAAAGCGCAGAGUCCCAGUCUACAUCCUGCUGGACCAGUCCUGCCUCCCCUCCUUCCUACAGAUGUGCAAGAGCCUCAACGUACGACUCGACGAACUGCAACAAAUGCGGGUGCGGACCAUAACCGGAGUCACUUAUUUCACACGAUCAGGGGUCAAGAUUGUGGGGAAGGUUCACGAGCGGUUCAUGCUGAUUGAUGGCAACAGGGUGGCCACAGGCUCCUACAGGUUUACCUGGACGGAUGGCAGACUGAACAGCAGUAACCUGCUGGAGCUGUCAGGCCAGGUCUCGGAGCACUUUGACGAGGAGUUCCGGAUACUGUACGCUCAGUCCAAGCCGCUCAACCCCAAGGCCCCCGCCAGCUGCCGGAACAGCGGGGUCUAUGACCACCUCGCCACUAAGCUGCCUGCAGCCCGUGAGCUACCAUUGGGCAACCUGCUGGGAGUGGAGCCGUGUAGGCUGUCGAGCACGCCCAACAGGGCCAAGCCUGCCAUUGUGCCCCCUGGGGGUGAAGACAGCGAGCGCCCGAAAGACAGCCGAGUGUCCGAAGCUUCCACUAUCGGAGAGGAACCACCCAAGAUGGAAGACUGGCUACAGGAGCCCGAUCCUGUGGAGGGGGGCCAUCCGGCUGACACUCCGACAGAGGCUGCUACUGGGGUGCCUGGGUGUACUCAAACAGAGAAGGCUGCCGAGGAACCCACUACAACGUGUCAUGCUUUCACCCAAACCAAUGUCCUGACAGUGGAUUGUGAUGCCCAAACUGAUGUGCUCUCCAAGGAGUCCACUCAGUCAUCAGUGACGUCCUCUACAGCCUCAUCCAGUCAAACCAACAGCCAGGAGAGCUCUGCAGCACCUGUCCCCUCGUCUCAAGCGUCUCCUCCUUACACGACCGAUGCCUUGAAAUGCUCUCCCCCUAAAAACCCGGACUCCUCCCAGUCUCCUGAUGGCUCUCUGAGGGUCUGCUUCCAGAAGCUGAGCAAAGAGCGCCAGUACCACUACUCUACCAUCCGCGCCAAGCUCGACCACAUGGUCUCUCUUCUCUCCCAUCGCCGGGAGCUGGUCGGGCUGACCUUUAACCCUAGUUGCUACAACCGCAGGAAGAUGCAGGAGCACAACCCCCAUGCUUUGAGAUUUCGAGAUGGUGCGCUAAUGCCAUCUCUGACCGUUCCAAAUAGACUCAAAUGAAAACCUGACAUUUGAAGAGCAGCUUGGAAUGAGUAUUAAAUAUCAUACCCAAACUAAUAUUUUUCUUGUGUUUGUAUUCGCUUUGUAUCAUGUAUUUCAGGUACAGCGGUUACACACUGAUGUACCAGAUGUACUUGGAGGUCAGACAUGAUUCUGAGAGCUCUACUGAGGCUCCAGGGGGGCUUUAAACUGUAGUUUAAGAAGUCCCCACAAUGUAAUGACUGAAACAGAAAAUGAUACAAAGUGAACUGAGACAACAAGAAGAAUACAUUUGUUAAGAUUAAGUCUGAUAUUUCCUACCCAUGUGGCUCCUUUUAAAUACAGACAACUUUUACAAUGUUGGGAUUGGAGCACUACCAUGAACUGGUCUGAAUGCCUUUUCAAAGUUCAUUCAUAAGUCAUCAAUAAUGGUACAAAAUAGUAUUGCACAUGUAAUGGACGUGUGUUUUAAAGUUACUGGUCAACUACCAUGGAAAGGGGCUUUAUUUACUGUCCUUUUACAUUUUGCUAUUCAACCUGAGCAAAAGCCACUGAAAUUAGGUAUAAAGCGACCAGCUAAAGAGGAAUGUGGGACAUUAGGUACCGAAUACAAACCUCCCGUCGUUUGCCAUGACAAUCUCAUAUAGAAAUUCAUUUUAAAAGUACUUGGUUAGGGUGAAAUGGUGAAAAGGUAGAACUAGUAUUACACUGAAUUUAUUUAAAGAAAUUAUAUAGAAUUGUAUGUGCCUUGCCUCUUAUUCUAGGUAAAUGUUUUUUUUUCCUUGAGUAAACAAAAGUAAAAUUUAGCAGUAAUUUGGGGUGAAUAUUUUACUUGCUUAAAAGUGAUGCAGUGAUUCCUGCCCUCGCACUCCCAGUAAAACCAAAGGGAAGGACAUAUGUCUAUCAUGGCUGGGUUUACAUGCACGUGAAAAUCCACUGUACAGUCAUGACUGUGUGACGUUGCCACGCGUAUACAUGGUGAAACGGCAAAAGAACGUCCUUUUGGCAGCGCGACUUUGACAGGGUCAGUCGCUUUCUCACGAUAAAAAUAGCUGUGGAUUAAUUUCUCUUCUUAAAUGUUUUUAUCUUCAUGGCAACGCAUGAAGCUCUCCUCGCCAUAUUCAGUCGUUCUUUUCCUACUUGGUAAGCAGACACAGAUAUUUAAAUAUCCCCUCCCCUAAGUGACUAUGAAUUGAGUAAUCUGAAUUGGUACAGUUUUUUUUUUUUUUUUUUCCCUAAAUCCGAAAUGCACAGCAGCGCAUUUCCUGAAAAGUACAGCAAACAGGUCGUGAGGAACACUGUUGUGACUUGUGCAUGUAAACGCCGCCAUUGUCAUGGACUUCAAGGGUAGAACCAAAAACAAGUGCGGAGUUACUGUGAAGUGAAUACAGGCAGGUCUGGUACUCGUUGAUCUAACGCUUAAUAGGGUUUGUGUUUAUUUGGUUGAGAUUUAUGAAAAGCUUCAGUACUUGAAAGUAAAACACUAGUCUAUUUUAAACUUGAAUUGUCUUUCCUGUGCUUCUAACUGUAUUUUUCUUUUUGUACUGUGCAAUUCUUGUUCUGACGAGUAAUAAAGUUAACAACUUGUAGCUUUAUCUGUAGCAAUAGUUUAAACAAAAAAAAUAAAAUAAAAAAUUUAACAGAA
Molecule: messenger RNA, 3408 nt
Organism: Acipenser ruthenus (sterlet)
Lineage: Eukaryota; Metazoa; Chordata; Actinopteri; Acipenseriformes; Acipenseridae
Product: protein FAM83D-like
Exons: 4
Coding region: 48-1784 (578 amino acids)
Biological process (GO): regulation of ERK1 and ERK2 cascade; regulation of TOR signaling; protein localization to mitotic spindle
Cellular component (GO): cytosol; mitotic spindle pole
Source: RefSeq, a predicted model, not a curated record